AUGCCAAAUAUGUAUCGUGAGGCGACGCAUGCUGGAAGCUGGUAUACGGAUUCAGGAGCUGAUUUGAACCGCCAGCUUAAUGGUUGGUUGAACGAUGCAGAUCUAACGUUUGGUCCCGCCCGUGCCAUUAUCGCUCCGCACGCCGGAUAUCGCUAUUGCGGUGCCUGCGGUGCUUGGGCUUAUCGACAGAUUAGCCCCGCCGUGGUGAAACGUGUGUUCAUUUUGGGUCCUUCGCAUCAUGUACGAUUGUCCCGAUGCGCCCUAUCGGCCGCUCAAUACUGCCGUACGCCUUUGUACGAUCUGAAGGUGGAUCAACAAAUCAACAAACAGCUAGAAGCUACCGGUCAUUUCAAGUGGAUGGAUCAAAAAACGGACGAAGAUGAGCAUAGUAUCGAAAUGCAUCUUCCAUAUGUGGCUAAAGUGAUGGAAGAGUACAGCGAUCAGUUUACCAUCGUCCCGGUGAUGGUCGGAUCAAUCAGCAACGAAUGGGAGGAAACAUAUGGGAAAAUAUUUGCACCAUACCUAGCGGAUCCUCAGAAUCUGUUCGUCAUUUCGUCCGAUUUUUGUCACUGGGGCCAACGGUUUCGUUACACGUAUUACGAGGAAGGGUCCGGUCCCAUCUACAAAUGGAUUGAAACGCUGGAUAAGAUGGGCAUGGAUUUGAUAGAAACCCUCAAAGCAGACAGCUUUAGUGAAUACCUGCGCAAGUACAACAAUACGAUUUGCGGGCGUCAUCCGAUCGGUGUACUGAUGCAAUCCGUCGAAGAACUGAAACGCCGUGGUCAUCGGAUGAGCUUCAAAUUCCUGAAAUAUGACCAAAGCAAUCAGUGCUGUGAUAAGAAAGACUCCAGCGUAAGCUACGCCUCCGGUUCGCUGAUAUUUGAGUGA
Molecule: messenger RNA, 888 nt
Organism: Anopheles marshallii
Lineage: Eukaryota; Metazoa; Arthropoda; Insecta; Diptera; Culicidae
Product: protein MEMO1
Exons: 4
Coding region: 1-888 (295 amino acids)
Source: RefSeq, a predicted model, not a curated record